Molecule: messenger RNA, 1695 nt
Organism: Wyeomyia smithii (pitcher-plant mosquito)
Lineage: Eukaryota; Metazoa; Arthropoda; Insecta; Diptera; Culicidae
Product: transmembrane and ubiquitin-like domain-containing protein 2
Exons: 4
Coding region: 340-1485 (381 amino acids)
Molecular function (GO): protein binding
Source: RefSeq, a predicted model, not a curated record
UCUGAAAACAGGUCAUCAAGAACGAAACGUCAGAGGGCAGAAAUUAAAUAGUAGAAAAAAUACGUGAAUUAUUCCUGUCGAAAAUUUUAAUGUUUGACGACACAAAACGUAUAACUUGGAGGAUAGAUUGUUUAAAUUGUAAACUAUAAACAAAAAGUUUGUGUAGGCACUUUCCAUAUUGAUCAAGAAUAAAAAUUUAAUUAUUGCUGGAAUUCGGAAACAGAAUGUCCUUACCACAAGGUGACAGCUUAUACGGAAACAGAAAUUAGGAAUCACGUCCAACAACACAUCGCGUUGAGUUUCAACAGCAGUGCUAGGUUUUUGGGCAAAUUAAAUAGUAUGUUGCCACUUUUUAAAGAAUCGGAUGAAUUUAUCAGUCCGUUGACGAUUGGAGUGAUCGCUGUAAUUAUCAUUUACUUCGCUUGGCGCUCAACAUACGUACGGGAAGACCGCCCCAAUUCGUCUGGUACAGUUCUAGUCAUCGAAAACAAUUUACGAAGACUAAAUCAUAUCACUCAGCAACCGGUCACCAUCAACAUCCUUCGAAGCUCAUCACAGCAGUCAAAUAUUUCCAACGUCACGGAAACAGAGGAACUAGAUCUUGAAAACGACAGCAUAGCUUCGUCUAUCGACAACAUCACUCAAUCAAUUCUGACAGAGGCAUCUGAAUCAGCCACUGGUCUGGAUAUAAGUGACUCCGAAACUUAUCCCAGCACUUCGGUUGCUAGAGGCAAUUUGGAUGAUAUUGAUCCCGGUCCAGAGGAAAUAAUUCGACAAAUGGAUCAUCGUGAUUCAGAUUCUGAGAGACUUUCCGAAAUCGAUGGAGUAAGACAUCGGGUAGUGUCUCAGUCUCCUACAAAAAAUAACUGUUCUAAUGGUGAGAACAGUGAAGUGAGACCAACUAAGGAAACGUUGCAGGUGAAACAAAUAAGAAUUAAAUUAAAAUACUUGAAUGACGAUUCUAGGCUGGUAGAAGGUGAUCUGAACGAAAAGAUUGGGGAUUUCAAAAAGCGUAAUUUUUCUAUCGACCUGGCAGCGAAAAAGCUUGUUCGAUUGGUGUUCAACGGACAUGUCUUGCAACCGGAUUCGAGAACUUUGGCUGCAUGUGGACUAUUCGACAAUUGCGUUGUGCACUGUUUGAUUCACAACCCGAAGCCACAACAGAGUGGCACUGAUGGUAACGACUCUGGCACCAAUUCCAUCAGAGAUACCGGAGGUAGCGAGAGUGGCACGCAAAAUGCAGUCAAUCCCGAAGGAGUUGAAUUCAGGAACACCGGUCGGGAUAACAUGACACGUUAUGGAACGUACUUCAUCUACAUAGGCACAUUUAUCCUAUCCGCAACCAUAUGCUACUGCUGGUACUGUAGGUUUCACUACAGUCACUUGUUCAAUUUAAAUUCAACGAUUGGCCUGAUUGUUACUACCACAAUUUUCCUUAUAAUGAUGCCAACAAUCAUUCUUACUGACAGCCAUUCAGCCAACUAGACCCUUACUGUUAAAUCAUUCGCGAUAGAGGUGAGCACCAAAGCAGCGAAGCACGGUGAGCCUUACUUUACUGAAAUUGACUAUAAAAAUCGUCGCUUGCCGUCACUGGGAAGCCUAGUCCAAGCAUGUAAGUAGAACGGCAUUUUAUAUCAACUGUAUUGCUGACACGAGAGAAAAAAAACACCGAUCGCUUUUAUGUUUACAGUGAAA